Messenger RNA from Octopus bimaculoides (California two-spot octopus), 8005 nucleotides. RefSeq lists its product as uncharacterized. Lineage: Eukaryota; Metazoa; Mollusca; Cephalopoda; Octopoda; Octopodidae. The record is from RefSeq and is a predicted model, not a curated record. Gene Ontology annotation, cellular component: membrane.
AUGAUUUUCAUUUCAACACGAGUCUAAAAGAAUUACAUAAACUGGUUAAAGGUGUUGUUGUUGUUGUUGUUUAACCAAAGCCAGUCUUGGUGUAGCAGACCCUAUUAUCUAAAAUAUUCCAACCCUGUCUAUUGCCAUGAUUUUCUUACAUGCAGAGAACCCAAUAUUCCGUUAUCCAACGUGUAAUGUAUUUAGAAGGGAAGUUGACUGCUAUGUCUAGCAUGAAUAUUUCCCACAACAUGCUUCCGUCGUGUUGUGUUACUUUAUGUAAAUGAAUGCGUUUUUGGCAGCAAUUAUAUAAUAGUUGCUUCUUCACAGCAUUCAUUGAAAAGAACGAAAGUAGCCCUGCUGUAUUAUUAUUAUAUCCCCAAAGCUCUUCCAUAAACAUAAGUAUUAAUAUAAUUACUGCAACAAUGAGCCCCGUUCACGGCUUAAAAAGCAAUCCGUCCCGACGAUGAUUAGUUGACACAUGCAACAAGUGAGCAGUAAGGCUUCAAGACAGGCAAAUCCCUGUAAUUAGAUGAAACUGUUGUCACAUGAUAACAUUUUAUCUAUCCGCCAAAUUCAAACAAACCCUCAUUAGAGAUGCGACCAGUUUGUUCGGCGGACGGCAACGAAGCGCGGACGCAAUUUGGGAUUCUUACUUACAUAGAAUGAAUGAAUGAAACGAAGGAAAAACAAGAGGUGUACACGACAGAGUGGAUCCAGGAAAUAGUUACAUUUUUAUUGUUUUUUACGGGAGAAUGAGAUAAGAUAAAAGAAAUAACAACUCUGUGGAUUCUCUUUCAUGGAAUUUAUUUGAUAACGAUGAUUUUAAUGAGUACCUGGUCUCCGGAAGGGAAUUCAGGAUAAUGUACCGCAGAAUAUGUCAACUGGAAGAGAUUUUCACAGCCAAGAUGUGGCAAUUGUUGUUCUGUCUGCCAUCAUUUACUUGCUGGAUGUUGCAACAGAUGUCGUUGUCGUUAUACAAUACAUGUUUGAGGAACGACUGAUAUGGUUUUCUUUGAGUUUGGCUUUUGUGGUGGUUCCUAUGGUCUGCAUUCAAGUGUUCAGCCUGAAGUGGUUGUUGACUAAGAGAAAUAUAAAAAUAAGUUGUAUUUCUGGUUUCCUUCAUUUUAUUGGACUUGCUCUUAUAAAACGGUACGCUGAUGUAUUAUUAACUUGGAGUGAAUUGAAAACAACCUCUGAUCCCCUUCGAUUUGAGAAAUUAUUCCAGCAAGUCCACAGUGCUUUUCUGCUUCGGCUGUUUCAAACUUUCCUUGAAGCAGCACCACAGUUAAUUCUUCAGUCCUAUGUGCUUCUAAGUACCUGGCAUGGAUCUGCAGGGACAGGUUUUUCUUUAAUAAUUUCUCUCAUAUCGUUUUCCUGGGGCUUUGUAACAUACUCCGACAAUCUCCGACUUCAAUCUCGAAAUAUUCCUCGUCCAAAAUGGCCAAGUUUUCUGCUACAGAUUGGUUGGCAGACUGGAAUGACAUUAUCCAGAGUGGCGGCAAUUAUAUUGUUUGCUUUUUGUUUUAAGAGUUGGAUCUUUUUUGCUAUAGGAGUUCAUUGGAUGUUGAUGAGUCUGUGGAUAAUUGCUGAGAAACCAAAACUAAGCAGUGUUUGGUGGCAAGACAAGUUACUUUCCUGUGUCGUUGGAUUCAUCUACAUUUUUUCUUUCUUACAAAUUCAAAAGGGUUCUGGCCGCUGGCGCCUGCUCUUCUUUUAUGCCCUGCUUUUACUGGAGAAUUCUCUUGCAGUUAUCGCCUGGUUGUUGACUCCAAUUGAUAUCGCGGAAGCAUAUCAGUGGCUGUUUACAGCUCUUGUCUUUACAGGAUUUCUCAUAGGAGUGGUCUGUUUGCUCUUAUUUUAUUGUUGCUUCCAUCCUGACCAAAACAAUUCCCUAGAGGAUUGUACAUCAACCGAAGAUAAAACUAUUGCCAGAAUAGAAAGAGCCAAGCCUUCUUCAUCAUCGCUCACAUCCAAUCGAUCGUUAAUGAACAAACAUAUAAUUGACAGCAGCAUCAGACAUACUUCGAGUGUGUAUCCUUGUCGAGAAGAUCCAAUUGGUUGUUAUUCCAAGAUGAGUGAUAACAUACACUUUUUCUCCAGCAAUGGUAGCAGUCCCAGUAUUUCUGGCAGCGUGUCCCCUGCUGUCAACCAAGGUACAUUAUUUGAUGACUCCACAUACGCUGAAAGACCGAACGAACCUAGCACAAAUAAAAUAUUUACCUCGUCUGUUAUUGAUGAAGAAGUUACUCCUUACAGUUCCAAAUCUAUUAAAAGGAAAAUAAAGCACGGUUCUUUGACUGUAGAUAGAUAUAAAAGGAAGGAAGAUGCAGAAAAUGGUUCGCUGAGGUGCCAACUGAAAUGUAAUAAAUCUGGCGAUUUCAAAGACGGCAUAUCAAAGGCACAGUUGAUGAGUGCUACAUCUGAGAUGCAAAUCCAUCCCAAUUAUUAUCCUCAAAUAUCUCAGACGCCAAACGUAACCAUUUCUCCAGUGUGCCAUAUAACAAAAGGGAGACGUCCUCUUGCAAGACAUCAUAGUGAAAAUGUCAAAUCCUCCUCCAUUUCGACAUUGGAUAAUCUUUCUGAUCAAUACCACAACUGGCAGGAAUCCAGGGAAGGAUCUGACCAUUAUCUUGAAAUGCUUGAAAAAUAUCGUGACCCUGGCAAUAAACCAGCCAAGUACACCUAUUUGAAUAGUGUUUACCAACCAACCACGAAACCAAUGGAAUGUAAAACCAAGGAAGGUCCCUUAACACGAUUACGGUCUUCCUUUCGCCGUCAUUUGAAUGCUAUAAAGACUCCCACUUACAAAGAAAUGUCCCCAGUUCUAAAUCCAGGUCAGUAUUGCACAAACCAAGAGACUCUAGAUCCAAAAUCGGGUUCCUUUCAGCAAGGUCAUCCGUGGCCAAAUUGUGAACUGCGUCAUUAUCCAAGGGACCAUGCUGGGAGAUUCUAUGACAUACGUAACCCAAGAGUACACAGUUCUAAUUCAGAAGAAUUUACUUACCAAAGUUACCUUCAAAGACCUCCAUGUCAUCAAGUCUAUAAUGAGCCAGCUCAUUGUCUUAAUCGUCAACAGUGUUACAAUCCAAUGACUAAUUGUAACAAUUAUUGUUCUCACAAAAGAAUGUCCUAUGCUGAAAACUGUUCCCACAGUAAUUUGAUGGAGAAUGCAGCAUCGUACCAAAUACGUAAAGCUACAAGUCUUGAAAAUCUAAACACUUUAAAUGACAAUCAGGCUUUGAGGAAUCUCUCCACUGCAGAUCCUCACAGCUGUAAACAAGUGCCUAGCCAUGCUCCGUAUCGCACAUUACCAUACAGACCAAGCCAUUACAUUAGCCAGUAUCCUUGUUCUUCAGCUUUUUCCCCUUGCCAUGAGGGUGGUGUUUAUGACGAAGCUAAUGUCCACCCUGAAUACAACUGCAAGCAGCAACCACCCUCCGAUGCUCGCACGUACGUUGUGUACAGUGACAGACCCUCUGCCAAGAGAUGUGUGUCAGCACCACCAAACCCAUCAGCCAAUUACGGGUCCUUACGAGGCCGAACCGUACUCUCCAGGCAAAAUAACCCAAAAGAACCAAUUGUCGAUCAUGACUUUAGGUAUUGUACUAUUUCUUCGAGACGUUCUGAAAGUGCUCCACCAAAUGAAAAUCUCUUCAGAGCGAGUUUCAAAAAUCUCAGAAAAAUUCCACCCAGGUCAACCACUUAUGGUUCUAAUAAUGCUACCGAGACAGAUUGUUACGACUUCCGGCAGCUGACCAUAUCACCAGUGCAAUCCAUGUCGGUGCCACCAGAUAAAGUAACCAGUAUAGAAGCUUUAAGAAAUCUCACCAUGUCUCCUGUAAGAUCGGUUUCUGUGAUUCCAAAUCAAUCUCCCAAAGAGCAAGAAUGUUACUCCCAAUAUGGUGAGUCUUCAAACAGACCAGCGUCAGUUCCAGCUGAUUACACUUUCCAUGGUAAAACCCAGAGCUACCCGCAUGCUCAAAGUACUGAGAUUUCAGUGAUGCCAGGUAUGAACUGUAAUUAUAAUAAAGGGCAAAGAUCAAUGACUGCCACUCAAUCAAUUGCCGAUGAUCGUUGUUUAUCACGUGGACAAUUUACUGUUUAUUCUGAUUUCAAUCUAUCCAUUCCUCCAGAUUCUCAAACAAUAAAAUCUGCUGCAGCAAUCUGCCCGUCUUACAGGACAACACCUGCGCUUCCUAGUGUCCCACCUAACAGCAAUCAGUCUCCGCUAUUCAGUUGUAAGCAUCCAUAUCUUCCAGAACGGUCUCUGUCGGUUCCGUUCAACUCCUCCCACUCAACUGACACAGAUACGGACACAACCUCUGUUACUUCACUUUCCAGUUUCCCAGAUUCGGUUGGUGAUGCUCGAUCGGCCGAAGACAAAGCAGCCAAACAUUUGGAAGCGUUGGACAAUUGUUUGAAUUCUGAAACAAAUAAUCUAAAGUCAGAAAUGGAAUCGUUGAAGAGUCAAUCAACAUCCGAGGAAGUCGAUUCUUCACACGAGCUGACCGAGGUUGAGGCUACAAAAUCUCAAACAACAAAUGAGGAAGACAUUCCUCAAAACCUGACUAGAUUAAAAAAAAUGUCCCUACACGUUCAUUCUGGAAUCACAAUUAGUCCAAUUUCUCCAGGAAUCAAAGAAAAUAUGACAAAGAACCAAGAAAUUAUUGAUGAAGAACAGAGAACAGUUGCAGGUAUAUCUUUUGGUAGAAUUGCUAAGGAGGUAUGCAAGACAGAAGUAACACGAGAGAAGAAAUAUUCCAACAGUUUUCAGGAAAAUCAUGAAAAUUUAGAUGGAACUGAUGCAAAAAUAUUCCAAGAGUUUAAGAAACCUGAUUCUGAUGAUUCUGAUUCCCAUAAUACCAUUGUAUCCAAAACACUGAAUCAUAACGAAGACCCUAUUAGCUGUUCUCCAAAUUCUUUGUGUGAAUCUGACAUUGAAGAACAGCCUAGAAGACCCCAAGUUCCUAAAGAUCUCCCUAAAGAGAAAAUAAAAUCCGAAGAACUAAACAAAGCUUUCCGUUUAAGUCCCUUAACAAUUCAACAGUUGAAGAAUUCUCCUCUGAAGCUGGGUCGAUCUCAAUCAAUAAGCAUUAUGGAUAAAAACCGUUUAUCAAAGUUAAAAGACAAACUAAGCCCACUUCGUAUUCAAACUUUUGUUAAUUCUCCGUUCAAAUUUGGACGCAGCAUCGAUCUCUUUGAUCGGAAAAAGUGGCGGAGUGCAAACGAUAUACUGGAUGAGGUGAAAAGUGACACAGCUGCUUGUAAUUUGGUAAAGGUGAAAUAUUUAGAAGAUAAAAACACUGAAAACGUUAAGGAUUUUCAAGAAGGGAAAAUUUCUGCGAAAGAAGUGCAAAAUGAAACAUCGUUAACUGAUAGAAAAGCAAGAGUAAAUCUAUCAAGUAAUUAUCUUGCGGAUAACGAUGAGGAUGUUGAAAAGGAUAAUGAGGUUAAUUCUUCAAAUUUUGGAACUACAGAUGAUCGUGACUGGGCUCUUGAUGUACUGGACCAUUUGUCUAGAAUAUCUGACCACCAUACUUCCAGUUUCAGUGGGAGCACCCAAGCCUUCUCUGAAAAAUCCAGACAGAGAAAUAUUACCAAAGAUCUUAUACAAGAUGGUUCGACGAUGGCUGCUGAGAAACAUUUUAGAGAAGAUGCAAGUUUACAGAAAAUGCCUCGAGUCAGUUGUGACCAAAUUCCAAUAAUUAAUCGGAAUAACUGUAAUGAAGGUGUAAAUGAAUCAAUUAGAAAAGAUGUUGAUGGAAAUAAUAUUGGUAACAGCCGAAACAGUCUGCACCAAUCAGAAGAAUCUGAAAGUGAAAACAGUUCUGGGUGUGAGAUAUCCGGUACCUGUAGUGGCAGAUUACAACCCAAUAUUGAUUGGAAAUGUAAUAACGAAGAGGAGAAAAUGGGUCUUGAAGAGAAAGGAAUUACUUUAGGAGUUUGUCAGAAAGAGAAACUUUCACAUCUCAAAGAUCUGACCGUUUUGGAGCCUUUAGCUACAGAGAGAAAGGAAUGUUCUAGAGAAAGUAUUAAUACGAAUAAUAAGUCUGGAAAACAUUGUUCAGAUCAGAGAAUAUAUGAUGCUGGAGACGAUAAUUCUUCAAAGUUGCCAUUGACAGGUAAAUAUCAGAAAAAACUCACGAAUAUUUAUGCUGACGCCAAAGCAUCUUAUGUUGGAGAUUUUAUUUCAGAAGAAGAUAUUAAGAAUUGGCAAGUGUCAGCCCAGUCAAAAGGGUUAGAAUUUGCUGAGAAUAAAAGCAAUGCAAAUAAUUUUGAUGAAUUAAAUAAUUCCUUGUUUAGAGAGAAAUUGGCAAGAGAAACUAAUUAUUUAUGGGGAAGUCCAUUUGAUAGAUUUAAACCAAAUUACUCAAUGGAUGAUUUAAGUUAUGGCAUCAGAAAAUUUCCUCUGAGAACCCAGAGUUUUCAGUCAAGAUUCCCCAGAACUGUAUCCCGACCAGUUGACCCUCAAGUGAUGCCAACAAUCUUUGAGAAUAAAAUAAUGACAGAGCAAUUUAUAUAUGAUGAUGCGAUUUCUGACACGUAUCUUUACAAAGAACCACAAUCACAACAUCCACCCUGUUACGCAUACGAUGACCAGAGAUAUACCAACCCUAAACAUCCGUUAUACAUUUAUGAUCGGUCACUUGCUUACAUGGACAGUGUCCACCCAGAUGGUUACAUGACCAUUCCAAGUAAGAAACCUGCUAAUUCUUGGAAUUUAAAAAAAAAGAAAAAAUUAUUUUCCAAAAAUCCAAAAUAAAAAUGGUUAAUGGUAAAUCAGUUGUUACAAAGUUUGAAGACUUAAAAUGGUUUCAGAAUUACUGAGGAAAUAUUUUGAGACCAAAUUUCUUUGAACAAUAGAGAUUCCUGAAAGGAGUUGUAAAGUGGUAACUUUUUAUGAAAUUUAAAAUUAAAUCUGAGAUGCAUAUUAAGAUGACAAUUACCAUACAUACAUGUGAACAACAUAUAAUAUUAUACACAUGCGUAUAAUAUAUAUAUAUAUAUAUGAGAGAGAGAAAUUAAGAGUGAAAUUGCUGUAGUAGAGUAUUGAAUGUCAUGAACUGUGUUAUUCUUUGAGGUAAAGAUAACAGAAGGGAAAUAAGUUUAUUCUUCAUCCUCUUUGAGAAACUGGAUGCUGCUCAGUUUCGCAAAGAUGAUGUAAAACUGCUGACUUUUAUAAAUUCCCUCCUGUGUCAUCUUUACUCUGCAAAAGGUCUCUGUCCAGGAUGGGGUGUAGAGAACCCCAUGGCAAUGUCACUACUCUUUUGAUGCUUGUUUUCAAAAAAAUCUCUUACCCAUACAGACCCCCACCAAGCUCCUUGAUUUAUCCAACGUGUGUGUGUGUGUGUGUGUGUGUGUACACCCACAUUGCAUCAAGCUUUUGUAAUUUACAGUUGUCUCUUCUUCAGUUUCAUGAAAGUUUCUGCAGAAUAUUGCAUGUAAUAUAGAUCCAUAUGUAUAAUUUCUUUUUCUCAAUGUAUAUUCAUUCAUAUAUAUAACAUAUGUGUCUCUCUUUUUUUCUUUUGUUUCAGCCAUUGGCAUGUGGCCAGGCUGGGGCACUGCUCCGAAGAGUUUGGUCAAGCAACCUGACCCAAUACUUAUAUUUUUACAACUUUGUUACUUAUUCUAUUGGUCUCUUUUGUCAGACUGCUAGGUUACAUCAGCUGUGAAGCAGUGUUAGGGGACGAACACACAAGCUACCACAUUCACUCACAAGGUUGGCCUGGGGGCCAUAAUAGAAGACAUCUAUCCAAAGUGGUUCAGUGGGACUGAACCAGAAACCUUGUGGUUGCAAUCCACACAGGAGCCCCACCUUUAAGUAUUCCAGGUUUUGUCGUUAAAGGGAGGUAACUGACGUUGAACGCGUGAUGCACUUGUUCUGCCAUCCUUUACAGACACACAAUAUUAUAUUUCACAAAGCUAUAGCAAGUAAGAGUGUAACAGAGAGAGAUUGAAACCAAAAUAAUCUGAUUUUACAGCAGAUUUAUCUACCUGCCAUCCAUGCACCUGU